Molecule: messenger RNA, 2615 nt
Organism: Rhodamnia argentea
Lineage: Eukaryota; Viridiplantae; Streptophyta; Magnoliopsida; Myrtales; Myrtaceae
Product: probable RNA helicase SDE3
Exons: 4
Coding region: 53-2266 (737 amino acids)
Molecular function (GO): miRNA binding
Source: RefSeq, a predicted model, not a curated record
GAAAAGCUCCGCCCUUUUCUGCAACCUCCACGAUCUUGAGGAGCGGGGAAGUAUGUCAUUUCUUGAGUUGCUGCAGUGCGUCCUCUGCUGUGAAGAGGAAGACGUUUAUGACUACCGCCAAGCUCAGAGAGAUCUUGGGCAUGGCGGUCCUCUACUUGAUCGAAUUCGCAGCGCCUUUGGUUUAUUGCGCACGCAUCAUCAUAGAGGACGCGAAUCGCGAUCGGAGGCUUCACAGUCACUGCUCUGGAAUACCCACAACCCAUCACCUCUCAAAUUCACGCCUCCUUCCUCAUCAUCCUCCCCUCGCCAUGUCGUCGUGCACAACCCAAUGAGCAGAGACCCCAUCAGGCCUAAAAAUGAGCCAAAUUUGACCAGGACUGUCGGUGGCAGUGGCUUAACCCAGUCUUCUCACUUCACAUCUCCGUUCAAAGCAGUCGCUUCGGCUUCUCCGAAACCAUCCCCUUCUGUAUCAAAGCCGUCAACCGCCACUUCUAGCGAUCCGUUUGUUUCCCCGGCCGAACCGGCGGCCAUCUCGGCUCACUCGAAUCAGUAUGUGUCGAAGUCAUCUGAAUGUUCCAAUGAGCCGUCUUUAUCUCGCUUGCUACAUCCUUCUCUUUCAAAAGCGUCCUCACCAACUCCACAAGUGCACCAACAUUCUUCUCCAAUUCCUGAACCGUUUAAACGGGUCCAACAUCCAGUUUUUUUGGACACCAAACCGCCACCAAUCUCCGCUCACUCGAAUCAGAAUGUAGCAAAACCGCCUCCGCCUUCCUAUCAGCCAUCUUCAUCUCGUGUGCAGUCUCCUUCUUGGUCGAAAACAACGUCGCCUACCCCGAAAGCGCAAGAACGCUCUGCUAAACAAUAUAAGCCAGUCUUACGUGCAGUUUCCCCAGUUUCGCCGGAUCAGCAAAAGGAGACUGUUUAUGUUCAGAAAGAUACUUCCCCUCUUUACAACGUCCCCGAGGAUAUUGAGGAUUUGAUCAAGCGAGACAUUGUGCCAGGCGUUCUUCAGAAACCACUGUCUCCCUUGACCUAUAGGGACUAUUUUGCAGCUCUUCUAUAUGCGGAGGACGUCUACAUUGAGAAAUGGACCGAUUUCAUUCAGGAGGAUGUCACUUUGGAGCUGCAUCAAUUGACUAUUUACAAGAAUGUAUUGGACAAUGAUUUCGCCGAGGAGAAAACUUAUGUCAAAUUCAAGAUGGAAUCUGUACCUGGGCGUCGACCCUUCCUUCUAUCAAGGGAUUUUGUUUUUGCAAAGCCCCUCGAUGAGAGAGAUACACAGUUUCAGGGUUUUGUACAUCGAGUGGAGAAGAGUUCUAUCAUCUUAGCUGAGUUUGGAGAUGAUUUUCAUUCCCAGCAUCAUUCAAGCAGCAGAUACAACAUCAGCUUUUCUUUCAAUAGAGUUUGCUUGAAGAGAGCUCAUCAAGCAGUUGAAGCCGCCACUGAUCCUUCCUUUGGCAACUUCCUCUUCCCCAUAUGCACAACCAGACGUGAUUUGUUUGCCUUACCAUCUCUUUUUUUUUCAAGUGACGUGCUUUACUCGGACCAAAGAUCCGCAAUCCGUCAGAUUGUAACUCUCAAAGGUUCAGCACCGUUUCUCUUGGAGGGUCCUCUUUGUACACGCAGUCGAGGGCCUCUAGACCUAUCAAAGGCCGGAGUUGUGGUUAGGGAAGCUGUGUCACAAGUAUAUCGACGCUCUAAAGAUCCUCGGAUUCUUGUGGCUGCACCUACAAACAAAACGUGCGAUGUUCUGAUGAGAAGCUUGAAGAAGGACAUCCCAGAUUCCGAGAUAUUUCGAGCAAAUGCUGCUUUCCGUGAGCACGAUGGGGUGCCUGAUGACAUUCUCCCUUCGUGUCUUUAUAAAAAGAAGAGCGAGUGUUUCGCUUGUCCACCCCUCCAGGAACUCCGGAAGUUCAAGGUAAUAUUUUCGACUUUUGUGAGUAGCUUUAGGCUACACAGUGAAGGCAUCAACGCAGGACACUUUAGUCAUAUUUUCCUCGUUGAUGCAUCGUCCACUUCCGAGCCGGAGGCAAUGAUUGUGCUAGCUAAUUUGGCCAAUGAGGAUACAACUGUUAUAGUCACUGGCGCACAGGGAAAUCGCUCGGGGUGGGUGCGAUCCCCAAUUGCUAGGGAGAAUGGUCUCAGGAUAUCAUACUUUGAGAGGCUCAAAGAAUUCACACCGUACAAGAAGCUCGACCCUAAAUUCAUCGCCCGGUUGGACCCUGAGCCAGAAUCAAAUGAAACUAACAGCUGCCUGUCAUAUUGAGUAUCAGUUGCUUUUGGAUACAAGCUCUGGCUACUUCAGAAUGCUCUUGAUGUGCUCUGUUUUCUCAUUUUGCCAUGUUUGAGCUGAGCCGCGUGAGAACGGGAUUGAAAAUGAUGUAGUUAUCAAUAGGUGUACAAUUUGCCCUUAAUAAAUCCAGCAGGUUGGUUAUUUAGUUUUGUAAUUCAGUUAUAAAGCUCCUUUUACAUGAAUUUCACAGCUUCUCUUCUCCAAUUCUCGAGCCUCAUUUGAAGUAAAUAGCUGUUUCCUUCGAAAUUUUCUCCUCUGGUUCUGCAGAAGCUGUCAGCACCUGAAGUUGGCAUCUUUGAGUUUGACAAAAGAUGCAAUACAU